ACACAUGUAUGUUCACACAGGUCACAGAAGGAAUGAGGCGUAUGAACUUUAAUUUAUAUCUUUGCAGUGGAUUAAAAGUGCGGAGCGCAACCUCUGUGCAAGCGUGCAAACAUCUAACCACAGCUGAGUUUCAUAAAGACGUAACACAGAUCAGCUGAUAAUAUUUUUUUUUUUUUUGCUGAUUUAAGUCAUUUUAUUGCAACUACAUGACAGAUGAAGCUCAGGAGCAAGAGUGGUGGUGGUGGGUUCACUUCCUGUCUUUACAUUUUGUACUUUUCUCAUAAUCAGGGAUUGGAGGCUGCUGACUGAGGCGGAGCAACAUCAGAGAGAGAGAGAGAGGGAGAGAGAGAAAAGAGUGCUGGAUCAAACAGUGAGAGGGAGAGGAAGUAAAGAGGACAGAGGACAAAGGCCAGAGGACGAGGACGAGGACGAGCAGAGAGCAGAGACUGUCAGAAAGGUCGGAUUCUGGAGAAACAAAAAACUAAUUGUGGCUUUUGAGGUUUGAUGAGGAAACGACUGCACAACACACACACACACCGACGCCUGAGCUGCAGCUGUGCUGAGACUCCCACAGAGGAAGACUAAUGAGCCUCGUCGACAACCCUGACGUCUUCUCUCCUCCAACACAAUGACCACGACCUCCUCUGCCUCUUCGGUGCUCUUCACUCUUUCAGCCUCUGCGUCAAAUGACUCCUCUCUUUCUACGUCGACUCCACCGCUGCCUGCUUCAAUGUCACUCUUCUUCUCAGCUUCCUCUCUCCCUCCGUCCUCCACCUCGUCAGUCAUUUCCUCAAACCAGACGGAGUGUCUCUUUGAUGAUGCCGCCAUCCGCCUGCCGCUCACCGUCUGUUACUUGCUCUUCUUCCUCUUCGGGCUCGUGGGAAACCUCUUUGCGCUCUGGGUUUUCCUCUGCUUACACUCCAGCCACAACUCUGUGCGAGUGUUCCUCAUCAACUGUGCGGUGGCGGAUCUGGUGCUCCUGACGUGUCUUCCCUUCAGGGUCUUCUACCACGCGAACGGGAACAAGUGGGUGCUGGGCCCGAUGGCCUGCAAGCUGGUGGGGAACCUCUUUUACAUGAACAUGUACAUUAGCAUCGCGCUGCUGGGCUUCAUCAGCUUGGACAGAUACCUGCGGUUGAAGGGGAGGGGACGAGCGCGGAGAGGCAUGGCGCUGACGCUGUGCGGGCGCCGGUGGCCGUGGAGCUGGUUGGCGUGCGGGGCUCUGUGGGGCGUGUCACUGAUGGGGGCGUUGCCCCUCGUCAUCACCGGGGACAACAAGGUCAGCGCGGACAACAAGGUCACCAGUGACAACCAGUGCUUCCACUACAGGAAGCUACAAGGAGCCAAGUGGAAGGCCUACUUCAACGGGGCGCUGGUGGCGCUGUUCUGGCUCGUCUUCGUCAUGCUCGUGGUCUCCUACGCAAAGAUCGCCGCCGAGCUGAUGAGGGUGUCGCGCGACAAGCCCGACCUCCCCAACGCGCAUAAAUACCAGCGCACCGCCAAGAAAUCCUUCUUCGUCCUCUUCCUGUUCACCGUGUGCUUCGGGCCGUACCACGCCUUCCGCCCCGUCUACAUCCUCUCGCAGGUCAGCGACACGGCCAGCUGCAGCUACCUGAAGCUGGUGGAUCAUACCAACGAGGUAAUGCUGUUGCUCUCCGCCCUAAACAGCUGCAUGGAUCCCGUCAUGUACUUCCUGUUGUCGGGGUCGGUGCGCAAGACCGCGUUGCGCGCCCUCGGACAGCGAUUCGGACACAGGCUGCCCUUCCUGCACGAAGCCACGUCCAACAGCUCCACGACGGAGCUGAGACGCUUGUCUUUACCCAACACCCCGAGAAACAGCGUGUUCAACAUCAACUCCACCCUCUUCCGCCCAGGACAGACUACACUUCCCCCUACUGGACAACAAUGAUCACACAGUUCAAUACAUUUCUAACACUGUAUAUAAUCCCAGUUACCUCACAUGCAUCAAAUGUAAAAAAUGUAAAGUUGUGAUUCAAUAUUAAAACAUGAGAUUUAAGUCAGGCUACAUUACUGAAUGAAUUGUCAAAUAUUUGAUUAUUUUAAAUAAUUUAAACAAGUUUAAUAUAAGUCUUGUUUUUCAGCUUCUUAAAUGUGAAUAUUGUUUGGUUUUUUUGCUCCAUAUUAAAAGAAAAUCAUUAAAACUGAAUAAUUUUUAGUUUGUGGACUAAAUUAUUCAAUUGAGAACGUCAUUAUUUCCAGGUUUGCGAAACACUGAUCCGAAAUUGUUCGACAUUUUCUUACAUGUUGAGGUAAUAUAUCGAUAUAUAACAUCUAUAUUGUGACACGAAACAAAGAUUUCUGACUUUUCCUGGUUUGAAACGAUGUUUGCAAUGAUAAUCAUACUUAAAAUAUCGAAUAAAUGUGUAAAAUCCACCGAAUAUUAU
This is a messenger RNA of Solea solea (common sole), 2405 nucleotides long. RefSeq names its product probable G-protein coupled receptor 34. The record is from RefSeq and is a predicted model, not a curated record. Gene Ontology annotation, molecular function: G protein-coupled purinergic nucleotide receptor activity. The transcript has 3 exons. Gene Ontology annotation, cellular component: membrane. Gene Ontology annotation, biological process: G protein-coupled receptor signaling pathway. NCBI's taxonomy places the organism in Eukaryota, Metazoa, Chordata, Actinopteri, Pleuronectiformes, Soleidae. The coding region runs from base 629 to 1909 and encodes 426 amino acids.